This is a messenger RNA of Rotaria sp. Silwood1, 1299 nucleotides long. Lineage: Eukaryota; Metazoa; Rotifera; Eurotatoria; Philodinida; Philodinidae. The record is from the annotation of a GenBank genome assembly.
AUGAACGAUAAAAGUGAAUCAAUAACGAAUGCUGAAGAACGUCGUCUUGUUGAACAAUUAUGGCAAGAAUUAAAGCCAUUACAUGAACUUAUACAUGCUUAUGUAAGACAACAAAUGGCUCGUCUUUAUCCUGGACUUGUUCAACUUGAUGAACCCAUACCAGUACAUUUGACUAAAGAUCCAUUUGGUUCAAUGAUGACUUAUCUUGAACAUGAUAUACUUCCAUUUCCACAUAUCAAAGGCAUUGACUUGGGUCCAGCAAUGAAACGAAAGAAUUUCACCGAAAAAAAGAUUUUUCAAUAUGCUGAUGAGUUUUUUGUUUCAUUAAAUUUAACACGCGUACCAGAUAAAUUUUGGAAUUUAUCUAUAUUUACAAAGAUUCCUAAUCUUCAUAUGGCUUGUCAUCCAACAGCAUUUGAUAUGUAUAAAUAUGAUGAUGUUAGGAUUCGUAUGUGUGCAAGUAUAACAUCACGUGAUUUUUAUGUUGUUCAUCAUGAAAUGGGUCAUAUACAACAUUAUCUUCAAUAUAAAACUCUACCAUUUUGGUUUCGUCGAUCACCACAUGGUGCAUUUAGUGAAGCUAUCGGGGAUGCAAUUGCAUUAGCAACAAUGUCUCCAACACAUUUAAAAAGAAUUGGUUUACUUGAAAAUUAUACAUCAUCGAGAGAGGAUAAUAUAAAAUUUUUGGUUUCACAAGGGUUAAGCAGACUUUUUUUACCACCUUAUGCAUAUGCACUUGAUCUUUGGCGUUGGUCCGUUUAUAAUGGAUCAAUUCAACCAAAUGAAUAUAAUCGACGUUAUUGGAACCUUAUAUGUCAAUAUCAAGGUAUGAAACCAGCAAAAGUUCGUGAUGAAAGAUAUUUUGAUGCUGGUACUAAACUGCAUGUAGCUUUUGAUUUAUCUUACAUAAAAUAUUUUCUUGCACAUGUUUUUCAAUUUCAAAUAUUUGAUGUUUUAUGUGGGGAAGCUGGUCAUCAAGGACCAUUACAUCUAUGUGAUUUACAUGGUUCACUUGCAGCUGGAAAAAAACUCAAAGUUUUACUUGGAUUGGGUUCAUCAAAACCAUGGGAAGAUAUAUUAGAAGAAUUUGCUGGUGUAAGAACAUUUUCAGCUAAAUCAUGUUUAAAAUAUUUUCAACCACUUCGUGAUUAUCUUGAAGAGUUAGUCGCGAAAGAUCAAUUAAAAGUUGGAUGGAAAUGUGAAAUGAAUAAUUGUUCAACAAGAUAUUCUAUGCGAACAAAUAUUUGUUUGAUCUUACUAAUAAAAUUUAUGUUUUCAAAUAUUUUUUUUCAUUUGUAA